Molecule: messenger RNA, 3712 nt
Organism: Mugil cephalus (flathead mullet)
Lineage: Eukaryota; Metazoa; Chordata; Actinopteri; Mugiliformes; Mugilidae
Product: atrial natriuretic peptide receptor 1-like
Exons: 22
Coding region: 337-3573 (1078 amino acids)
Biological process (GO): cGMP biosynthetic process; protein phosphorylation; intracellular signal transduction
Cellular component (GO): membrane
Molecular function (GO): guanylate cyclase activity; peptide receptor activity; ATP binding
Source: RefSeq, a predicted model, not a curated record
CACGCGCCCCUGCAUCACGGUAAUUGAAUUUUCCCAGUGCAGCUGAAGGGGACAGAGUUGCGCACACUCCGCUCCAACCAGGGAGCGCGUCGGUGCGAGUUUUUUAACGGAAACGCGCUGAAAGAACCGGAGCUCGAGCCCCCGUUCUUCUUCUUUUUCUUCUUCUUCGUUGUGUUCUCUUCCGCGUUGCUGUGGAAACGUCGGUUCGUCUUCUGGUACUGGAGCAUGGAGCCUCAGGAAGCGACGGACUGAAGAACCGAGCAGGUGAAGAACCGGAGCCCCGGUACCGGUACCGGAGCAGAACGGAGCUCGUCUGACAGGCUCAUCGUUGUCAUCAUGCUUUCCUGGCCCCGCCCCUGGCUCCUCCUCCUGCUCUUUGUCCAAUCAGCAGAGUCUUCUGUUUUGACUGACGACAUCAGCAAGGACCUUCAGGAGGUAACCCUGGCGGCCAUCUUGCCUCUGAAUAACACCGACUAUGCGUGGUCAUGGCCUCGCGUGGCGCCCGCCCUCCACCUGGCGAUUCAGCGGGUGAACUCUGACCCCUGGUUGCUACCGGGCCUGAAGCUCCAGCUGGUCCACCGCAGCUCGGAGAACCCUGCCGGGUUCUGCUCGGACUCCAUGGCGCCGCUGGUCGCCGUCGACCUGAAGCAGUCCCACAAUCCCUGGGCCUUCAUCGGGCCCGGCUGCGACUACUCGUCAUCACCCGUCGCUCGCUUCACCACCCAUUGGGAGGUUCCCAUGGUGACGGCCGGCGCCCGAGCCAUCGGCUUCGCACACUACGCCGCCGUCACCAACACUGGCCCCACCCACAAGAAGCUGGGCGAAUUCGGAGCCAAGAUCCAGGAGAAGUUCGGCUGGAAGCGUCACGCCAUGUUGAUCUUCAGCAACAACAAGGACGCCAACGACGACCGGCCGUGCUACUUCGCCGUGGAGGGGCUGUACGACGUGAUGAACAAAGAAAACAUCACUGUCCACGACUACUUCAUCGAGCCCGACAACAUCGACUACAAGGAGGUGGUCCAGCAGAUCCGAGACCACGGCCGAGUGGUGUACAUGUGCAGCUCCUGGGACAUCUUCAGGACGGUGAUGGUCCUGCUGUGGAAGGAGGGGCUGGAGCUGGAGGACUACGUCUUCUUCUUCAUCGAUCUCUUUGCUGAGGGUCUGGGAGGCCCGGGGCCCAUCAGGCCCUGGUUCAAAGGAGACCGGGACGACUACAAAGCCCGCAUGGCCUUCAGGAGUGUGAAGGUGCUGACCUACCAGGAGCCUCAGAACCCUGAAUAUCUUCAGUUUGUUGAAACUUUGAAGAACGACGCAAAGAAACUUUUCAACUUCACCAUUGAGGAUUCUCUGUACAACCUGAUCGCUGCCGGCUUCUACGAUGGCGUGAUGCUCUAUUCUCAGGCUCUGAAUGACACCCUGGGCCAACAGGGACCAGGACCAGGACCAGGACCAGGACCAGGACCAGGACCGGGACCAGGACCAGGACCGGGACCAGGACCGGGACCGGGACAGAGGCCCAACGGAAUCGUGGUGACACGGAAGAUGUGGAACAGGACCUUCUCUGGUGUGAUGGGGACGGUGGAGAUGGACGAGUUUGGGGACAGAGAGACGGACUUUGCUGUGUGGGACAUGACAGACACUGAGUCUGGACAGUUUCAGGUGGUGUGUGUCUAUAACAGCAGCUUGAAGCAGCUGGUUCUCCAGGAAGGACUCAGCUUCCAGUGGCCGUCAGGUUCUCCUCCUCCAGAUGUUCCUGAGUGUGGCUUCAAGAACGACCACCCAGACUGCCUCACACGUACAGUGACCAUGCAGCAGAUGGUUGCCAUGGUGACCUGCUUCGUCUUCGUCAUCACGGUUACUGUCACCAUCUUCAUCUACAGGAAGUUGAAGCUGGAGAGUGAAUUAGCCGCUGAGCUCUGGAGAGUUUAUUGGGACGACGUCCAGAUGAGUGACCUGGAGAAAGUCCUGAAGAGGACAUGCAGCCGUCUGACCAUGUCUCUGAAAGGAUCCAACUAUGGUUCUCUGAUGACCAUGGAGGGUAACCUGCAGAUCUACACCAAGACUGGAUACUACAAGGGAAAUAUCGCAGCCAUCAAAUACAUCAACAAGAAACGCAUCGAACUGACCAGGGACGUCCUGUUUGAGCUAAAAUAUAUGCGUGACGUUCAGAAUGAACAUCUGACCCGUUUCAUCGGUGCCAGCAUUGACCCACCAAACAUGUGCAUCAUCACGGAGUACUGCCCCAGAGGCAGCCUUCAGGACCUGAUGGAGAGUGACAGCAUCACUCUGGACUGGAUGUUCAGAUACUCCCUCAUCACAGACCUGGUCAAGGGCAUGGCCUUCCUCCACAACAGCGUCAUUGUCUCCCACGGCAACCUGAAGUCAUCCAACUGUGUGGUGGACGGUCGCUUCGUCCUGAAGAUCACAGACUAUGGUCUCCAGAGUCUGAGGACCAGCAGCUGCCCUGAGGACACGCACGCUUUCUAUGCUCGGAAGCUGUGGACGGCUCCAGAGCUGCUGAGGACAGAGUGUCCUCCCCCCUGUGGGACUCAGAAGGGGGACGUCUACAGCUUCGGGGUGAUUCUGCAGGAGGUGGCUCUGCUCAGAGGCGUCUUCUACCUGGACUCAACCUGCCUCACCCCCAAAGAGAUCAUCCAGGCUGUGGCCCGGGGCAGAACCCCCCCCCUCCGGCCCUCCCUCUGCUUCCACAGCCACAGUGAGGAGCUGGGGGUCCUGAUGCAGCGCUGCUGGAGCGAAGAGCCCAGCGAGCGACCCGACUUCCACACAGUGAAGGUUCUCCUGAGGAAGCAGCACAGGGGCUACGGGUCCAACAUCCUGGACAACCUGCUGUCCCGCAUGGAGCAAUACGCCAACAACCUGGAGGAGCUGGUGGAGGAACGGACUCAGGCUUAUCACGAGGAGAAACGCAAGGCGGAGGCCCUGCUCUACCAGAUACUACCCCAUUCGGUGGCGGAGCAGCUGAAACGAGGAGGUUCGGUUCAGGCUGAAGCUUUUGACUUGGUCACCAUCUACUUCAGCGACAUCGUGGGCUUCACCUCCCUCUCAGCCGAGAGCACCCCGCUGCAGGUCGUGACCCUGUUAAAUGACCUCUACACCUGCUUCGACGCCAUCAUUGACAACUUUGACGUGUACAAGGUGGAGACCAUCGGUGACGCCUACAUGGUGGUGUCAGGUCUGCCGGUCAGGAACGGGAAGCUCCACGGUCGGGAGGUGGCCCGGAUGUCCCUGGCCCUGCUGGAGGCCGUCAAGAGCUUCAGGAUCCGACACCGAGCCAACGAGCAGCUCCGGCUCCGCAUCGGCAUCCACAGCGGUCCAGUCUGUGCCGGGGUGGUCGGGCUGAAGAUGCCCAGGUACUGUCUGUUUGGAGACACGGUCAACACGGCAUCACGCAUGGAGUCCACCGGAGAACCUCUGAGGAUCCAUGUUUCUGAAGCGUCCCGUCUCGUCCUCCUGGAGUUCAACUGCUUCCAGCUGCAGCUCAGAGGAGAAAUUGAGGUGAAGGGGAAAGGACACAUGAAGACAUACUGGCUGCAGGGAGAGGACAGCACCUGAUGGAGGACGGAUGGAGGGGAGGAGGAAGGACGGCGGACGGAUGGAGGACGUGAGGACAGGUGUCCUCCUUGUCUGUGACUGAGCUGGUUCCUAUGGAGACGAAUGUUUGUAAAUACAUGAAUAAAGUUUGUGUUUGUUA